UACUAAACUGAGUCCCCAUCAAAGCAUAGUCUUGUCAGAAACUGCUUAGAGUGUGGGAGAGUGAUUUGUGCCCAGGAAGGACCAGGACCAUGCGUGUUUUGUACUGAAAAUAUGUCAGCCUGUGAGAAAGAAGCAUUACUUCAAUCCAACAAUGCACCAGCACAGCGUACAAAACAAUCUGGUAGAAGAUUUCUGGAUGGAACUGCUCCUCUUCCUGAUAAGGCAUUCACAACAGCCAUGGCUCACAAAGAAAAGCUUUUGGAAUUCGAUAGGACAAGUGAACACCGAACUCGAGUUAUCAAUGACGAAUCCGACUAUUUCAACGCCGAUAGCAACAAGUGGUUGAACCCGAAACAGCGGGACGCCCUUCGAACCAAAGAAAAGGAAUUGCGAGACAGUCGUCACGGAUCCAGGAGACAAAUCAAAGUCACUCUUGAUUUUGCAGGGCGGCAGGUGAUUGAAAAGCAAAGUACUUAUGAAGUCUAACUAUUCACCGAGCAGCAAUUU
Messenger RNA from Daphnia pulex (common water flea), 507 nucleotides. Its product is annotated as activating signal cointegrator 1-like. Gene Ontology annotation, cellular component: nucleus. Gene Ontology annotation, biological process: positive regulation of DNA-templated transcription. Lineage: Eukaryota; Metazoa; Arthropoda; Branchiopoda; Diplostraca; Daphniidae. The coding region runs from base 112 to 486 and encodes 124 amino acids. Gene Ontology annotation, molecular function: transcription coactivator activity. The transcript is spliced from 4 exons. The record is from RefSeq and is a predicted model, not a curated record.